AUGAAGAUACAAAACGUAAUUCUAAUAACUUCCCUUUUAAUACUUCAAAUUAUAUGUAUAACAUCACAAAAUAUAGUGGGCUCGGUAAUAUUUCCAUACAACACUGUAGAAGUCCCACAAAAUAACGGAACAUGGUUUCUAUGUUCAGAAGAACCAACAAAAUAUGUCAGCUAUAGCGUAAGAGUGGUAGAUGGUACAUUGCCGUUAACCGAGCCGGAAUUUGGUACAAAAAAAGAAGGGUACAAUGCACCACUCCUGACAGCACCACAUGAAGGAAUAACCGCCCAAAUACGUUAUACAUCAUCAUAUAGAUUCUUACCUUCUUUAUCUUGUUAUAUGAACUUUGUAACUUUGUGUGAUCAGGAUACUGGAAAUUAUUUAAUGAAAGAUAACGAAUAUUAUUGUUUGGUCUUGAUGAAUCCUGCCCCUGUGGUACAACGUGUAAAUGUCACCGUCUCUUUUAAUAGUUCAGUGUUUGAUAGUGCAUUUACGAGUGAUAAUAAACCUGGUGGAAAUUCGGUUUCAAGAACACUUAGUAGAGAUUCCUUAUUAGAAUUUAGUUCAAAAACUGGUCAAGAUUUAAAUCAACCUUAG
Molecule: messenger RNA, 594 nt
Organism: Funneliformis mosseae
Lineage: Eukaryota; Fungi; Glomeromycota; Glomeromycetes; Glomerales; Glomeraceae
Source: the annotation of a GenBank genome assembly